AUGUCUCAAUCAUCAUCAUCAGAGAACAACAAUGACAACAAUGACACACAUUUAUCAACAAUAUUGAAUGUUGUUGAGAAUGUACGUGUACAAUACUUAUUGGUCAAUGUUGUGGUCGAUCACUUCAAGAAUCUGUUUGCAAUCAAGUCCAGUGAGCAAUGGAUAGAGUUCCUACGCGUGUUGUUCUCGCGAUCAGUCGUCGACCAGAAGGAGCGCAAAGAACUCUAUGAUCUUCUACUCUACCUGCCACCCGCAGCAAUCGGUGACCUCAACGAUCGAAACAAAUCACGUGUACUCAUUGAUCUCAUAGCAGAUGUUGGCGAAGCCGUUUCAAGAGAUCGUCGCAGUGCUCAAACAAUGAAGACAUUCAUCGAAGAGAUAUCAUCAAUUCUUGUCGAGUACAUUCAACAGCGUGGCAACCAAUCAAACACAACAUCAGUGAUGGACCAGCAAAGACAGACAUUCCUGCAACAAUGCCAACUUCUGGCACUACUACUACAGAAUCUGACGAAAGCACAUCGUUCCAAGGUACUACUUCAGAAUCUAAUACUGAGUCGUGUAUUGCCAUUAUCAUCCGAACAUCGUCCAUCACUUCUAGACAAGUUAUUCACAUAUCCACCAACAUCAACAACAUCUGCGACUACUACCACAACAACAACAACAACGACAUCAACAUCAUCAUCAACAUCUUAG
Molecule: messenger RNA, 693 nt
Organism: Acytostelium subglobosum LB1
Lineage: Eukaryota; Evosea; Eumycetozoa; Acytosteliales; Acytosteliaceae
Exons: 1
Coding region: 1-693 (230 amino acids)
Source: RefSeq, a predicted model, not a curated record